AUGGCUGCUUCGAGAAAAGAGAAUGAUCUGUUGGAUGGAAAUAAAGAACACGUGGACACAGACUCAGGUUCUGUUGCUGCUGUUAAGAAAGGAGAGGAUAAGGAGAAUGUCUCGCCUGUGAACAGCUCUGCUUCUGUGGAAACUCGGAAGCAAGAUCGAGCUUUGAAGUCUCAAUCGAUGAAGGGCAAUUCUGGGUUUCCCACUGAGGUUACAAAUUUCAAGUCUUUCUCGACGGGUGGUCGAACGGCUCUGAAGCAGACAUCGCUGCAAGUGUGUAUGCAGAUGAACAGUGAGGUCGAUAAGGGUAGUUUCGGUAUGAAAACUUGGACUAGUGUUGAUUCCGAGCAUUCGAGUUCGUUGAAAGUGUGGGAGUUCUCGGAUUCCGAAGCUGCCCCUGCUUCUUCUUGGUCUACUUUGCCCAAUAGGGCUUUGUUGUGCAAGACACUACCUUUGGAUGUGGGUAGAUGCACUUGUCUGAUUGUAAAAGAACAAUCACCAGAGGGCUUACGCGACGGAUCUGUAUAUUCACUUUAUACACAUGAAGGUCGGGGGAGAAAAGACCGGAAGCUAGCAGUGGCUUACCAUAGGCGGCGUAACGGGAAGUCUGUGUUUAGAGUGGCACAGAAUGUUAAGGGAUUAUUGUGCAGUUCGGAUGAAAGUUAUGUCGGUUCUAUGACGGCUAAUCUCAUGGGUUCAAAGUACUACAUAUGGGAUAAGGGAGUUCGAGUUGGUUCUGUAGGUAAAUUGGUGAAGCAGCUUCUUUCGGUUGUAAUAUUCUCCCCCACCAUAGCAACUUGGACAGGGAGUUACAGAAGAAUGAGAGCUUUACUACCGAAGCAGCAGCCAAUGCAGAAGAACAACAAUAAUAAGCAGGUUCACCAAGUUAGUAAACUACCGCUUGACUGGACUGAGAAUAAGGAAAAAGUUCAGAAGCUAAGCUCAAGGAUACCACAUUACAACAAAAUCACCAAGCAGCAUGAAUUAGAUUUCAGAGACAGAGGAAGAACAGGACUGAGAAUACAAAGCUCAGUGAAGAACUUUCAGCUAACACUCACGGAGAACUCCAGACAGACGAUUCUUCAGAUGGGAAGAGUGGACAGAACAAAAUAUGUAAUUGAUUUUAGGUAUCCAUUCUCAGGCUACCAAGCAUUCUGCAUUUGCUUGGCUUCAAUUGAUUCCAAGCUUUGUUGUACUGUUUGA
Messenger RNA from Thlaspi arvense, 1200 nucleotides. NCBI's taxonomy places the organism in Eukaryota, Viridiplantae, Streptophyta, Magnoliopsida, Brassicales, Brassicaceae. The record is from the annotation of a GenBank genome assembly.